UGUGGGGAUGAUUCUAGAAAUCAUUGUCAUGUACCCCAUACAGCUCCGUUCAUACAGAGAUGGAAUCAAUAACCUUCUUGUUCUAUUGAUUGGAAGAAUACCUAUAGCUAUGCCAACAGUAUUAUCUGUCACACUCGCAAUUGGUUCUCAUCGACUCUCUCAACAGGGCGCCAUUAUGAAGAGGAUGACAGCAAUUGAAGAAAUGGCUGGAAUGGAUGUCCUCCGUAGUGAUAAAACUAAAACUCUUACCCUGAAUCGCCUCACUAUCGAUCAAAACCUUAUUGAGGUAUGGAAAGCUGACUUCAUCAAGUCUCAUUUUCCCUAAGCUAAUACAUACUUGAUGAUAAAUUUCUUCUAUACGUUUUUAACAAAGAUAUGGACAAAGACAUGAUUGUCUUGCUUU
Camellia sinensis is the source of this 403-nucleotide messenger RNA. The record is from RefSeq and is a predicted model, not a curated record. NCBI's taxonomy places the organism in Eukaryota, Viridiplantae, Streptophyta, Magnoliopsida, Ericales, Theaceae.